AUGUGGUCCAUGGCCUUAUUAAUCAAUACUUCAACUUGGUCCGAAUUCAAACAUAAUUGGAAAUUAAUUUGUCUUGUUUUUCUUCAACUUCAUCUUGGUGAAAGCCAUGUUAACAGAGAAAAUCAAGAUACAUUGCUUGAUAAAAUAAACAAGAUUAAAUCUGAUACAAAUACUGUUGAAACUAUUAAAUCCAUUGAAUCUGCUGAAGAUGACAAUUCGAAAAAAGAAUCUCAAUUUGAUUCAUAUGCCUUCAAUGAUGAUGAUGAAGAAGAAUAUAAUACUGUUGAAUUAGAUAAAAAUUUUCCAAGAGUAACAAAACAAAAGAUAAUUGUCGACGAAGAACAAGAAGCAAAUGCCACCGAUUCACCGUUUAAAACUGACAUUAACCAAGUUUUUUACGAUGUACUUGUUGUUACUGGUAUAUCAUUAGAAGACGCUGUUGGUGCUGCCCCUCAAGGUAUUUUGAAGUGGUUUAAUCACUUAAGAAAUUAUUUUAUGCCAACAUUAGCUAUAUGGUCAAACUUGUUGCUUGGUGAUCUUACUCGUCAUCGUCGUAUUGUUCAAUCUUAUGAACGAAUACUUAUUAUGAAUCCGCAGCAACGAACAACAGCAAUUAGUGAGAGACGCAUGUGCAUCUUGAAGCGUACUCAAUUAGGCGGUCACAUUCAUAUUCGACUUGAUAUAUUACUCUCAAUUUUAGUACCUGAUAUGUUAACAAUGAUUGAUGAAUUUUCAAAUACUUUAUUUAAUUAUUGUACGACGCCUGCUAAUAAUUCAAGUAAUAGUGAUUCCAUGAUAUUGGAUGAACGUCGGUUGAAGCCAAUUCAAGAACGAUGGCGACAAUCAUGCAGCAAAAGAGGUCAUGGUCAUUAUACAAAAAGACCUGAUGAACCAGUGUUUACCGAUCUUGUUUCGUCUUUAUUAGCGUCUAGAAGCAAUGUUAAUGCUAAUCUUAAACUACCAUCAUUAUCUCCAGAUUGGUUAAAUAUUGCUAUUGGACUAAUUCUGUCAAUUGGAAAUAAUUCUCAUCAUUGUCAUCGUAUUUCAUCAUUAUCAUCAUCAAAUGUUUCUCCAUUGCUUGAUGCAAUUUCAACAUUUAUUGAAGAAUGGUCAAGUAAAACAACAAAUAAUACUCGUGCUGCAACAAUUGCAUUUAUCUUACCAAUAGAUGAAUCAAAUGAUCUUUCUGAACGUUGUACAUUUAUUCUUGAACAUAUUCUUAUUCCGUUAUUAUCAUGUAAAGUGAUUGUUGACAAAAUUCAUUCAUGUAAACAAUGUCAAUCUAUGGUAAAGAAGAGAAUGACAAUAACAUCAAUUCCAAUAUAUGUACCUACAACCGGUUUACAUAUUGAGCAUCAAAUUUCUGGAUUUUUCGCACCAAUUCUAUCGGAUAUACUCUGUUGUACAUGUAAUAAGCAAACAACUCGGCAUCUUGAAGUGGUUCAGUGGCCACCAGUAUUAAUUAUUAAUGUGAUUGAUUCGGACAAGAACUUUAAAUUACGAAAACCACCCGGCGUUCUUUCACUUAGUCAGUACUCCAGUUGGCAUGCUAUAGGUGUUGCAUCCUCCACCGUCUACGAUUUCAUAUGUUUCAGUAGCAUCAUAAGAUCUGGUAUAACUGAAAAAAUGGUACGAAUUACAAAGAUUAAAAGAAGCUGGUCUACAAGUGCCAACAAGCGAUUGAUUGGUAAUGGAGAAUAUCUGAGACGUCUUUUUGGUCAUUGUCGUAUUUUAAUUUUUGAACGCAUUAAUAAUCAAAAUACAGUAAAUAUAAUUCAUGCCAUCAAUCGAUGUUCAUUUGCUGAUCCUUCAAUUUUACUUGACAUCAUUCCGUAUUGCAUAACUCUUCAAGAAGCUUGUGCAAUAAUCGGGACAUAUCCUUCACUUAAUGAAUUAAAUGAUGUUCUCAGUGCUCAUACUAUCGCUGAUCGAAAUAUUAGACCAAAGAAUGCUUUCGAUUCGAACCUGAAACUGAUCGAUGUUAACAACAUUGAAUAUUCUUAUACACCACGUGCUAUUCUUUUGAUUAGCCGUUAUAGUGAUACAAUUUCGAUUAUAAAACAAGAAUCUAAUAAAUUUAUUCAAUAUGUUGGUAAUACAUAUUCAGAACCAAUUCCUCUGUCGUACUCAAAAAUGAUGGACUUAUUUGAUACUAGUGGUACAAUCUUAGUUUUUCAUUAUCAGAACCAAACUCCAACUGCUAAACCAUCCAUGCGAAUUGUAUCUUAUUCAAAUGUACAAGGUAUUCCACAAGUUAUCAUUCAAGAUGGUACUAGAUUCUUCUCAGUUAAACCGGUGCAAUCAAAGGCAUCAGAUGACAAAGAAUAG
This is a messenger RNA of Rotaria sp. Silwood2, 2328 nucleotides long. NCBI's taxonomy places the organism in Eukaryota, Metazoa, Rotifera, Eurotatoria, Philodinida, Philodinidae. The record is from the annotation of a GenBank genome assembly.